Molecule: messenger RNA, 1637 nt
Organism: Danio aesculapii
Lineage: Eukaryota; Metazoa; Chordata; Actinopteri; Cypriniformes; Danionidae
Exons: 10
Coding region: 713-1564 (283 amino acids)
Source: RefSeq, a predicted model, not a curated record
ACAAGAGCGUCUGUACUUCUGCAUGUUCAACAUUGCUGUAAAUAUUCUUCAGAGACCUCUCAGAUUUCAUUUCAAAUACCUUCUCUAAAUCUUCCUUCAACACACUCGUGCUCAGAGAAGCUGCACAGAUAUCUUCAGCUCCAGUGGUUUGUGUGUUGUCUUCAGGACACACCCACAGUCAGGAGAACCUCAUAAAUAUUUAUGUCAGUGUCACUCUGUGGAGCCAGUAAUAUUUCAGUAUAUACCUGUAGAUCACAUGUGUGUUUUAGUGAAGUGAAAGGGUCAAAGAGCUCAGAUUGUGUUCCUGCUGCACAAGAGUGUCUGUACUUCUGCAUGUUCAACAUUGCUGUAAAUAUUCUUCAGAGACCUCUCAGAUUUCAUCUCAAAUACCUUCUCUAAAUCUUCCUUCAACACACUCGUGCUCAGAGAAGCUGCACAGAUAUCUUCAGCUCCAGUGGUUUGUGUGUUGUCUUCAGGACACGCCCACAGUCAUGAAUAUUCAUGUCAGUGUCACUCUGUGGAGCCAAUAAUAUUUCAGGAUAUACAUUCAGAGUCACAAAACUGAAAGUAAAGUUAAACCAGACCAUCCAGUUGAACAGGAAAAAAAGCUGCUGAAAAACAACAAGCUGACGAUCCAUAAAGAGGUGAUGGUCAGCGGCUGAUUGUUUCCUGAAAGCUCUGUUAAUGUCUGCAUUGGUGUUUUAGCUGCAGUAUGACAGAGGAGCGAGUAAAGGACUCUCUCUCAGAGAUACACAGGGUGAGAUCAAGAUCACGUGUGUCCAGCUCUGUGUUUCUAUUGAAUGACUGCUCAAAACUUCAUCAAAACAUUCGCUCAAAACAUCAUCUACCAGAUCUCAGUGAGGAAACACCAUCAUCAGCCAAAAGUGUGAGAUCAGGAUCAUGUGUGUCCAGCUCUGUGUCUCUGAAGAGUGACGUGUCAAUGGGUAAACCACCAAACCUCAGAGAGAAAACACCAUCAUCUGCUCAAAGUGUGAGAUCAGGAUCAUGUGUGUCCAGCUCUGUGUCUCUGAAGAGUGACAGGUCAAUGAGUAAACCUCCAGACCUCAGAGAGAAAACACCAUCAUCUGCUCAAAGUGUUGAAUAUGAGUUAGCAGCUUCAGGAGACGAGACUCACAGGAGACACAAGAGCUUCACAGACAAUCUCCAGUGGAUCUUCCAGAAUCUUGAGAGCAAAAUGAUCAGAUUUCUGAAGAAUGAACUGGGAAACUUUAAGAAAAUCUUACAGGAAGAAAACAGUCAAGAGUUUGUAAAGGACUAUAAUGAGAACAGAAGCAGAAUCACAGAAGCAGCUCUUGAUCUCACACUCUUCUUCCUGAGAAAGAUGAAGCAAGAUCAAGCUGCUGAUACACUUGAAGUCUGUCCAGCGUUCCUCGUGUCCUGUCAGAGUUGUGUGUGUCGUCAGGCUGUCUUCCCCGCAAGCCCUCUGGUGUGUGCAUUCGGUCUUCCUCAGUGUUUGUCAUCCAUCCUGUCCCAAAGAAGGAGUAUCAGCUCAACCGAACAUCACUCACUUCCCCAUAGUAAUCCUUUUGAGCUCCGCUGUUAAAAUAAACAUCAUUCAUUUUCUCACCUUGUUUGUCCGUCUGCUUCCCUAACAGAAGCCCGCACCUCUACACAAC